AUGCUGGCCAACUCGACAUGGUGUAAUUCCCUCCACUGUUAUCGCAAUAGGCGCGUGAUCUCUUAUCAUUUAUUAUGUGCUCGAAACACAGCAGGCACUUUGUUAAGCGUGCCAAGAGACGUCAGGAACGUUUGUGCGGCGCGACUCCGCGCUGGGCCAUCGCAAGCCAUGUCCUGGAUUCCAUUUCUUGCUCUUCGGGCGGCGUGGCGGCAGAUGUGGCAGCCCGUGAAUAAGUCGGGAACUACGCGAAUAGCUUGCAUCCUCAUGGUCGACAUCGUCAGUCAUGCGCCAGGGCGACUGUUAAGAAGCUUCCGUAUUCGAUGUGAGUUCGAAAUGGUCUCUUGGCGCAAGCCAACCCAAUGA
This is a messenger RNA of Colletotrichum costaricense, 363 nucleotides long. RefSeq lists its product as uncharacterized. The transcript has a single exon. NCBI's taxonomy places the organism in Eukaryota, Fungi, Ascomycota, Sordariomycetes, Glomerellales, Glomerellaceae. Bases 1 to 363 code for a protein of 120 amino acids. The record is from RefSeq and is a predicted model, not a curated record.